AUCAAUAUCUUGAGAACAUGGGUAGAUUUGCUUAGUGAAAUACGAAUCGUUAUGUUUAUAUUCAACAAAUAAUGAAACUUGAAAAUGGAUUUGAAAUGAAAAUAAAGCAAGUGUUUCUGGUAUUAUAAGAAUUUAAUGAGAUGGAUACACGAAUACUGCUUCUGUGGAUAAUAGUAUACCUAUGCCUUUUUGUAAGCAGCAUACAUUCAAAAAGUUUUUUCAUCCAUUCUUCGGUGGUCAAUGGAAAAAAGAAAAUUGUUGCCACUGAAGUGAACUCGACGGCAUCCUCAUUUGGAAAUACCCGCCCUAAAACUGCAGCUGAACCGAAGUCUGAAAAGUUCGAGAUUCCACUAUCGUCUGUUGACCAAGAAUGGCUCGGAUCUCUGUUGUACCAUCCUAAUGAAAGUGAUAUUCGAUUAAGAAAGGAGUACAGACAAUUAUCUGAAAAGGAAAGAGAAGAUUUAAAUGUAGCAUUUAAUCUGUUAAAGAACGACACGUCAGUUAGCUUGAACAAAUAUGACCUGCUGGCUAAUAUCCAUGCUCGAUCGUCUGCUAAUGCUAAUGCACAUCAGGGACCAAAUUUUAUGGGCUGGCACAGAGUUUUUCUACUGAUGAUGGAGAAUGCUUUGAGACAGAAAGUAAAGACUGUUACAAUACCAUACUGGGAUGUAACAUUGGACGAAGCCAUGGACAAACCAUACAGUUCUAUUAUCUGGUCACCUGACUUUAUAGGAAGUGGUGAUGGGGUCAUCAAAAAGGGGGCUUUUGGUCAUUGGCAAACACAAUUUGGGUAUGGCUACCUCAUGCGUUUUUUAAGUGGACAAGGGAAAUUAAUGUCAAAAGAAAAUAUAGAGGAUAUUUUAUCAAAGAGCAGAUUAGGGGAGAUAACAAAUCCUGCAGCAGAGAAGAAAUUCAACAUUGAAGAAAUACACAAUGACGUUCAUGUAUGGAUCGGUGGGCAGAUGAAAACAAUAGAAAUAGCUGCUUUUGAUCCAAUAUUUUAUCCGCUUCACUCUUUCACGGACUGUAUAUGGACAGAGUUCAGGGAACAACAGAAGGCAAAAGGAAUAGAUCCAACUUCUGAUUAUCCUGAAUUCUAUGGAGGACCAACACACUCACCAUUUGCUCCCAUGUCUUUAGGAAGUGUUAUGGUUAUUGAUGGAAUAAGUGACAUUUGGAAUCAAUAUGUUUAUUAUACACCUAGGCCCUCCUGUAAUGAAACUUACAAUGGAUGUGAUUCAUCAUACAUUAAAUGUGAUAUUUCUAAACGAAAAUGCAUAUCUAAAAGUAGAAAUGAAGUUGAACUUGAAAAUCAGUCAUUAAAAAUGAUAAAUGAUGAUAAAGUGCCAACUGAUCUUGUGAAAUCAGGAUUUGAAAAUAAUGCAAGUUUAAGCAAAGAAACAGACUCUGAAAUGUUGUACAUUUCGAAUAGACAGCUUAUCAAAAGAUCAGCCAUUGUCAAUUACAGACAGUUUGAUAAACUGAGUGAAAACUCAAUAGCAGCUCAGAAAGUUGUGAGAAUUACAACAAUUUCAGAUGUUUAUCAGUUCUAUUCAUACUUAACAGAUUCUCAUACAGAUUUGAUUAACUUGUUGUUAUUCUUAAUUUAUUUGAAUCAAUUUCACUUUAAACCAGAACACUAUUGAAUUCAUUAAAAAUAAAAAGAGUUUUCCAGUA
This is a messenger RNA of Mytilus trossulus (common blue mussel), 1677 nucleotides long. RefSeq names its product putative tyrosinase-like protein tyr-3. Gene Ontology annotation, molecular function: oxidoreductase activity. The record is from RefSeq and is a predicted model, not a curated record. Bases 141 to 1646 code for a protein of 501 amino acids. The transcript has 4 exons. NCBI's taxonomy places the organism in Eukaryota, Metazoa, Mollusca, Bivalvia, Mytilida, Mytilidae.